AUGAAUCCCUCCAAUACGGGGCAGUCCCCCCUUAAGAGCCAGCUGCUGGGCAUCCCAGACGAUCAAGUGGGAACAGCAGACCUUGAUGGACAGGAUUACCCGUGGCAACGCCAGGCCACAAGCUCAAAUCAGAACACAAAUGGCAACCAUGUCCACCCUCAUCCCAUGCAACUGGGAUCCCAUGUCGCGAGUGGAGAACAGCGAAGAUUCUCCGAUUUCCACGACCCUCCUGCUUCGGUUGUUCCCGAGCCCCCAACCCCUCAGGGCUAUGGCAGCAUCCCAUAUCACAACGGCACCCCGAAUCACCCUCAACACCCUCAACACCCCCAAUACCAUCAAUACUCCCAAUACUCUCAGUACCCUCAGUACCCUCAACACCUCCAACACCCUCAACACCCUCAACUUCAGCAUCCUCAACAGUCAUAUGACAACAGCACCCAGCCAGCCGGAUAUUGGGUCUGGCUCCCCUACCAGCCCGGUCAGAACCAACUGCCACCUAUCACCUCGCUGAAUUUCAGCCCCUUCUCUACCGGUGCUGGGAACGCGGAGACCCAUCACGUCCCUCCAGUGCCACAAGUCAUGUCUCACGGCUCAUCUCCCUUGCAAGUGACCCAGUCAUCGCCAUUCCUGCCACCUCUUCCGGGAUUCAUGUCCCUUCCCUAUGGCCAGCAGCCUGCCCAUAGCCAGCAGGUUACCAAUCCACUGGCCGUCAACUCACCCGAGGCUCAUCCCGACGAAGCUUUGGAGUCCGAGCAAGAUGAUGACAAGUUCAAACCCCUCUGCGAAUUCUCCCGUCCCUGCCGAAUGAGCCCCAGCCCCGAUGGACUGCACUUCAGAAAGAUUGUCUCCCACCUUUUUGGACGUAACAAGGCGUCCACCAAGUUGUUCCCGGAGUCAGUCUGGGUGUACUACUGUCGCAAACACUACCAACGGGCCCGGUACCGGGCUGAGCAAUGGCCGUUCAACCAGUGCGAGUUGUUGCUUCAGUCCUUGGACCGGAUGGAGGAAUGGGGGUACGUCCUCAGCUUCGAGCUCCGACUCCGUCGGCGGGAGGCACUGCGAACCGAUGGGCAGGGGGAGAGAGCCGCUCCGAGUGGUCUGCUGCACAGUGGCCGCAGACAUCCCACUGCCAUUACUGCUCCCGUUCCGGACUGGCUCCAGCAGGAGCAGGAGGAUGCCAAGCGAGAGAGCCGGACCAAGGUCAACGCUGUAGGCAACCUCACCAAGGAUGAGAAGAAGGUCGCCCAAAACGCGGCAUACAGGGAGCGGAACAGUCUCGUUCGGUUCCCCGACAUUGAAAUCCUGCCAACCUUCCAUCCGGAAGUGGUGGAGGAUGCCAAGCGGCGUUCGGCCCAGAAGAAGACUGGGCAGGAGGAGGAGCUCGGUGAGCUGGAGGAGCUGGAGAAUGAGGAUGGAGUUGAGGAUGACGCCGAGGAAGGGUGGGAGUCCCUGAGUGAGGUCGGCGAGGACCUCGUGGCCGGGGCUACUAACCAGCUCCGGCGCCGCAAGAAGGUGGUGCGCCUGAAGGUGGGCGGUCGUAUCUCCUCCCGGGGAUCGAUCAAGAAGCCUGCCAGGAAGGAUAAGUGA
Molecule: messenger RNA, 1587 nt
Organism: Penicillium brasilianum
Lineage: Eukaryota; Fungi; Ascomycota; Eurotiomycetes; Eurotiales; Aspergillaceae
Source: the annotation of a GenBank genome assembly